Messenger RNA from Prorocentrum cordatum, 1248 nucleotides. NCBI's taxonomy places the organism in Eukaryota, Dinophyceae, Prorocentrales, Prorocentraceae. The record is from the annotation of a GenBank genome assembly.
CCAGCUGCAAUAGACGCGAGACGGGAGGAGGACGCAGAGGGAGACGAAUUGCGGAGGCGGCGGAGAGACGAUGGCGUAGGGGGCACGAGAUCGGGCAGGGCGCGGGCCCCGAAGCCGAGGACCCGCCGCGGCCUCGGCCGCGGCGAGUCCCGGCCCGGGCGCGCCCCCGAACGGCGGCACGCGAGCGACUUGCGAGACCUGCGCGGGCCUCGAGCGACGGCCCGCUCUCCGCGCCACCGCCGCGCGCGCACGCGCGGCGCGCGCGGUGCCCUGGCGGCCGCGGCAGCGGCGCGCCCCGCGCGGCGCUGCGACGAUCGGGCGCGGCGGCUGUCGCCGCCGAGCUCACGGCUGGAAGACGGGCAGCGCCCCCGUGGCCGCCGAGCGGCAGAACGGGCACGCCGGGGGCGCCGCCGCGGCCCCGCCGAGGAUGCGCGAGCGGCAGUCGCCGCACAGCAUGUGCCCGCAGGGGACGGAUGAGGGUCUCCAUGAACGCGUCCUGCUGGCACACCCCGCAGGUCCGCCAGAGGUUCCCCUGCCGCGCUUCGCCGCCGCCGCCGCCGAGGCUUUGUUCCGGGGGGCGCAGCAGCGUCAGUGCGCAGUAGCACAGGAGGGCCACCGCCCCGAAACAGAGCAGCAGGAGCACCAGGGCCCGCACCGGGCCCAGUGCUGGGACCUGCUGGCCGCACGCACGGCCCUUCUCGAAGGCCGACCGCCUCUGAGAAGGCGUGGGGGGGCUAAGAUCUUCCAAGAAUCCCCCAGCCUUCCAAAGGCACCAGAGGCACGAAAGAGCGCCAAUAGGUGAACAAAGAAUGGCAUCAAUAGAAACUUUCGGAGGUUCGCGCGGAUGUCUUGGAUCGGCGCUGGACCCCCCUUCCUGGCGCGUGCAGCGCUCCAGGGGAGGCGCCGCCAAGGGGGCCCAGUGCAUAUCCAAGAGAUCCGCGCGGAGCUUCGACAGUCUAUGUUCAUGCAGGCACCGAGGCGGCGGCUGCGGCGGCGGCCCGCACUUGACCCUGGCCCGGCGGCUGCAGCGGCGGCGGCGGCGGUCAGCGGGGAAUGCAGCCCCCUCGCCAGAGCACCCGUUUGCGCGCCGCCGCCGAGACCUGGCGCACCGCCGCCAGCGCCAGGGGCCCCGCCGGCAGCGGGCGGAGGCUCACCACGGCCAUGCGGCCAUGGGCCCACCCCGGGGAGGAGGGCCGGCGGGGGCCGCGCUACAUUGUCGUGGCGCCCAGGCGCCCACCGCCCCCUGCU